UCAUCAGUGCCGUCUUCAACAGAAGAAGUAAAACAGCCAUUUGAAACCUUGCAUUAGCUCUCAUCAAUGCAAUGAUCAAGUUCAUGUAAAUGGACCUAUUGACAAUUUGAUGAGUUGGGCGGGCUCAGCGCCGUUAACGAUUAUUUCCCUGUGUUAAUCAAUACCCAGCAUUAUCACGGAAUACACUUAGUUCUGGAGAACUGAACCGACUGAAACUGUAGGGUUGACAGUUCUGGAAAGGUUAAGGAGAACGGGCGUGCAAAUUGACAACCUCCAUGGCAUAUGUAAGUACGGUGCAAGUUGAUAGGCCAUUCUCUUCUGUGUUGUUGUCCGAUGUCAAUGUAAAGAUACAAGUACGGUGGAUUAAUACCGUCAAGACAUUCAUUCUUUUGAAAGGCAGAGUGACGGAGGUUUCACCAUGUCCAACACAACAGAUGGUUCUUCAAUCAUCCUUUUCUGGACAUUUAAUGACCGUGAAAUAACACUUGUGACGUUUAUUGUCAACAUCGUCAUAUUCAUUAUCGGGUUUUUGGCCUUGUCAUUGAACGCUAUCGUACUGGACACUUUAGUGAAGAGAGGGAAUCUGGAACCAACGGAUCUUGUGAUGUGCCACCUUGCCGUCACCGACAUGCUCACCGGUGUCCUCAUCAUCCACACUGUCGGAUACAACAUCAUCUACUUUCAAAACGACCUCGAAUGCCUCAUUCGCAUAGGAGCAGUAUUCAUUUUUAUCUCAGGAUCUGUUUACCAUCUGGCCCUCCUGACAGUGGAUAGGUUCGUGAAGAUUGUCUUCCCCUACCGUUACCAGGAUGUCAUGACCAGGAAGUCCGUGUCCAUCAUGUCGGCGGCCAUCUGGGUGUUCUCCGUCAACCUCGGCCUCCUUCCUUCCUAUGGCUGGAGAUACUAUCCGCCGCCAUCAGAACCACCUUGUUCCUUUCUUGGUGUUUUGCACACAGGGUUUCUUCGGUUUGGACUUGUGGUGUUUCUUCUUCCGGUUUUUGUAAUUGCCAUUCUGUAUUCGAAGAUCUUCUUGGUAGCCAGACGACACGCACGUGCUAUUGCCGCCACGGACGUUGCUGGUAAGAACGAUUCCAGCAGCAUGAAAUUUACAAAGACCGUCGUUAUUCUGAUCGGAACGUACCUCGUCUCAUUUCUGCCAAUGGAGAAAUGUUUGCCAGACUUUAAGAUCUUCUUUCACUCCCCUGGUAAUCCUGACGCGAUGAUACGGUUUUACCUGACCCUUGAUUGCGUGAUACAGGUGCUACCCGCUAGGGUAGCACGUGUAAUGAACUGGAGUCUCCCCACCAAUGAUUGCACCUCCACAACCUGUAUUUUCCUUCUGCUGGACGUGAGGAUUGCUUGUAUCUGCCUGGUGACCUCUGGUAUCUUCUCCGCCGGUAUUGUCACCUCCAUAGCUACAGUGUCGGUCGUCAAGUCCAAAAAUGUGAUUGUGGUGGACGGUCCGACAGUUUUGUCAUUUGCAGUCGGUAGAAAGUUUAAGUAA
Molecule: messenger RNA, 1504 nt
Organism: Haliotis rubra (blacklip abalone)
Lineage: Eukaryota; Metazoa; Mollusca; Gastropoda; Lepetellida; Haliotidae
Product: adenosine receptor A3-like
Exons: 3
Coding region: 419-1504 (361 amino acids)
Biological process (GO): G protein-coupled receptor signaling pathway
Cellular component (GO): membrane
Molecular function (GO): G protein-coupled receptor activity
Source: RefSeq, a predicted model, not a curated record